This is a messenger RNA of Diceros bicornis minor, 1457 nucleotides long. RefSeq names its product interleukin 20 receptor subunit beta (gene IL20RB). The transcript has 7 exons. The record is from RefSeq and is a predicted model, not a curated record. Gene Ontology annotation, molecular function: interleukin-20 binding. Bases 368 to 1252 code for a protein of 294 amino acids. Lineage: Eukaryota; Metazoa; Chordata; Mammalia; Perissodactyla; Rhinocerotidae.
CUGCCAGGGUCCCUCAGGACAGACCCUAUGGUCUAAGGAUCUCCUCCAUGUAGAUUCUCUAGCUCCCCAGAGUUACCUUUCCUCUGGAACUCUCCUAGGCCACGCCCCCUGUGGCAACACCUGAGUUUGGGCAGAAAGGAGGGUGCUGCACAGCCCGCCCCUUCUGAGCUGUCUGGGCCGGCUCCUCAUUCCAGAACAAUUCAGGCUUCACAGCAACUCAGACCUCAGCUCCCACAUCUGUGUUCUGAAGCAACGAUGGCCGAGAUGGACAGAAUGCUUCAUUCUGGAAGGAAACAGUGUUCCAGGUCAAGCUGAGUCUGCCAAACACAGACCCUCCUGAUGGUUCUAGAAGAAAUCUCAACAAAUCAUGUGGUUUUUCUACGCCUCGAUUCCGUGUUUGCUCAUAGAUGGAGCAGCUGUUCUGCCUGCCCCUCAGAACCUCUCUGUGCAAUCAACCAACAUGAAGCAUCUCUUGACGUGGAGCCCAGUGAUCGUGCCUGGAGAAGUAAUAGACUAUUCUGUCGAGUACCAGGGAGAGUAUGAGAGCCUGUACAUGAGCCACAUCUGGAUCCCCAGCAGCUGGUGCUCACCCACGGAAGAUCCUGAGUGUGACAUCACUGAUGACAUCACUGCCACUGUGCCGUACAACCUCCGUGUCAGGGCCACUCUGGGCUCACAGACUUCAGCCUGGAGCGCCCUGAAGCACCCCUUUAAUCGAAACUCAACUAUCCUCACCCCACCUAGGAUGGAAGUCACCAAGAAUGGCUUCCACCUGGUUAUUGAGCUGGAAGACCUGGGGCCCCAGUUUGAGUUCCUUGUGGCCUACUGGAGGAGGGAGCCUGGUGCCAAGGAGCACGUCAAAACGGUGAGGAGCGGGGGCAUUCCAGUGCACCUGGAAACCACGGAGCCGGGGGCUGCCUACUGUGUGAAGGCCCGGACGUUCGUGAAGGCCAUUGGGAGGCACAGCGCCUUCAGCCAGGUGGAAUGUGUCAAGGUGCAGGGAGAGACACUCUCCCUGGCGCUGGCCCUGUUUGCAUUUGCUGGCUUCCUGCUGAUCCUUGUGGUUGUGCUGUUCACCAUCUGGAAGAUGGGUCAGCUGCUCCGGUACUCCUGUUGCCCCGUGGUGGUGCUCCCCGACACCUUGAAAAUAACCAAUUCACCCCAGAAGUUAGUCAGCUGCAGAAGAGAAGAGGUGGAAGCCUGUGCCAUGGCUGUGCUGUCUUCUGAGGAGCUUUUCAGGGCCUGGAGCUAGCAGGCUGGGGAAGGGCCCAGUGAAGCUGAGAAAACUGGUCUGCGUGACACAGAGCCAUGAGGGGAAAGGCUGUGGAUCUGUUCUCCUCCAUGAACAAAGGACAAGAGAAGUAGGAAGAGCCUGUCGUGUCUAGAAGGUCUAGAAGCCACUGUCAGGCAGACAGAGCACUGAGUGGGGGUUAGGAGAUGUGACCUCUAGAACUGGA